Messenger RNA from Trypanosoma rangeli, 984 nucleotides. RefSeq lists its product as uncharacterized. The transcript has a single exon. NCBI's taxonomy places the organism in Eukaryota, Euglenozoa, Kinetoplastea, Trypanosomatida, Trypanosomatidae. The record is from RefSeq and is a predicted model, not a curated record. Bases 1 to 984 code for a protein of 327 amino acids.
AUGCGGUGGUGGGGAUGUUGGAACGUUACGUGGGCGGCGUCUGUUGCCGCCUGUGGGCGACGCGUCAUGAAUUCUCAUCACCGGCUGCACAGCACCACCGGCAUAGGCACACUCUCCGCAUUGCGACCCGCGGAGGAGGAGGCGCAACUCUUCUCGCAGCUCUCAGAGGCUUUGUUUGCAGAUGAGGCGGCCGCCCUCUCGCUGAGCCUCCCAGACAUCAGUGACUGUGCGGUGCCUGCCACAGGUGCUGAGGAGGAGGCAGGGGAACCACAGCUCUCAGCCGAGGCCUGCAUGGAGGUCGUGCUUGACCCACCACUGCCGUUGUUGACUUCAAGAGGGAACGAGCAGCUGAACGAAGAAGGACUACAAACAGGCAGCACAGUGUGCGAGACUCAGUCGUCGCUGCCGUCAUUCUCUCAUGCCAUGGAAGAUCUUUCCCUCUGCCGUGAUGGGGGUGGUGCUGCAACAGCGUUGGCAACUGCGGUGCGUGCCUUCAUGUCGAGCGACACGUCCGUCAUGAAUCGCGCAGCCUCUGAACUGAUACUAGCCGGUAGUGACGUGAAGGCGCUUUUUCCAGAUGGCACGCUUUGCGGGAUUCGAAUGGAACAUAAAUGCAUGAGUCAGUGUGACUUUUCUACCGUGUCGUUUCUCUCUGUCUACGCAACGGAGGUGGAUUUCUCCCGCAGCCUCUUUUACGGCGCCAUCUUCCACGACUGCGUGUUUGUCCGCUGCUGCUUUGACGGAUGUGUCCUGAAGGAGCUGCGGUGCUCGGGGAACGUGCGUUUUGAGGACUGUUCCUUUCGGUUUGCGAACAUCGAAUUGCGUCUCUCCCGCGGAGACAAGUCGACACGCGCGAAGGUAAUGUUUGAGCGUGGCGACUUUGAUUUGGCGGACUUUAGCGGCAGUGAUCGACUUCCGGCGAGAUGUUUCGUAGACUGCUGCAACACUGAAAUUGCCGCGAAAUUUCCCCCAACACGCGUCUGA